Molecule: messenger RNA, 3686 nt
Organism: Thunnus maccoyii (southern bluefin tuna)
Lineage: Eukaryota; Metazoa; Chordata; Actinopteri; Scombriformes; Scombridae
Gene: dok7b
Product: docking protein 7b
Exons: 13
Coding region: 73-2382 (769 amino acids)
Biological process (GO): neuromuscular junction development; positive regulation of protein tyrosine kinase activity
Molecular function (GO): protein kinase binding
Source: RefSeq, a predicted model, not a curated record
ACACACACACACACACACACACACACACACACACACACACACACGCACAGCUGCUCGGAACCAUGACAGAAGAUGACGGAUACUGUUGUCGCGGAGGGACAAGUCAAGUUUAGAGAUGGAAAAAAGUGGAAGACUCGGUGGGUCGUUCUUCGGAAGCCCUCUCCGGUCGCAGACUGUCUGUCUCUGCUGGUGUAUAAGGAGAAGAAGAAAGGGAAGGAGAAGAGUAGCGGCCACAAGGAGAGGCUAAAUGUGACACUGGAGGGCAUCUGUGGUGUGGAGCCAGGGACGGGCUACGACGGUGUAUCCUACACCCUCUCCAUCCUCUGCCUGGCACACACGCUGGUCCUGGGCUUCCACAGCCGAGAAGCCCUGCUGGCUUGGGAUGCCCGCAUCCGUUACAGCCUGGGAGAAGUCCACAGGUUCAGCGUCAAUGUGGAGCCAGGUACCAAACUGGAAAGUGGCCCCGCCUCCCUCCACCUGUGCAACAACCUAUUGGUCCUCACUAGGGGCCUCCCUCCUGUUGUCAUUGGCCACUGGAAGUUGUCGGCGUUACGUCGAUAUGGUGCUGUGCCAAAUGGCUUUGUGUUCGAGGGGGGCACUCGCUGUGGAUACUGGGCUGGUGUGUUCUUCUUGUCCUGUUCAGAAGGAGAGCAGAUCAGUUUCCUGUUUGACUGCAUCGUAAGGGGCAUCAACCCCAGCAGGGUCCCGCAUGGCCUGCGACCCGCCCUGCCAGCGGAUCCCUAUGCUGACCCAGCCUCAGCAGAGGAACGGAUCAGCCAGGAGGCAUCAGAUCUGGAGAAAAGACUCAGCAUGUUGUCUCACUGCAGCCUAGCGAGCAGCACAGCCUCCACUUACAGCUGCAGUACAUCUGUUGCCGGGGACGACCACAGCAGCAUCUCCAGCUCCUCCUCCAGCCAAUCAGACGCAAGCUAUGGAAGCAGAAUUCCACUGUGGGCGGAGCCGUUAGCUAGGCCGCACCUCUCCAACGAGACAGCGUCAAGCUCAUCCACGCUGAAGGUUUUGGCCAGCUCAGAUGACCGGCUUUAUGCUGCUGUGAUGGGAAACUCUGGUACUCGUCCGUCCUCCGCCCAGCUCCACCCUCGUGGUCUCCAUGACAGCGGGCGGCAGAGCUCAUUAGACAGUGGGAUUGGGAUAGCGGCAGGCAGUCAGUCGUCUUACUCAGGGAGCUUCUCCUCAUACACAGGGAGUCUGGACACGGCCAGUCAGGGAGGAGGGGAGGACUUUGGCUCCGUGGCCAGUUUACCUGCCCCACCUCCUCUUUCUUCACCUCAUUUCGCUCCUCCCCCCACUCCUCCUCCUCCUCCUUUUCCCUUUCAGUCCAUACAUACCCCAGAGCUCAGUGGUGCUACCUCCUCCUCCCGCUCUUGUGCCUCCAGAUGUAGCUCUUGUCCAUCUCAGGGGCACGGUGAGGAGUACCAGAUCCCCAGCCUGCUCAGACUGCAGUAUGAUACCCCAAGGAGUCUGCUCCAGUCCCUGUCCCUGAGGGAACCCUCAGCCCAGGGAGGCCCACCUGGGCUGGACAGGGACAGCAGGAGCGGUGGGGAUGGGGGUGGUAGCCAGGGACAAGAGUUCAACAACUGCCCCACAGGACCCAGGGCUCAGCGUCAGCCCAUGAUGCAGCGCUCACACUCCUGGGGCAGUGAGAGGGCGCCCUCUGUGGACAGUGAGGGGAGGUCGACACCCAGAUCACCGCUGUUACCUGGAGGCUUUGUUUGUGGAGAAACACAGUGCAGUCAUGAUUUAGACAACUACAUUUCACCAGAGCAGUUGCGGUCUGCAAGGAACAGCUGCUUCACGCCGGUUGACAACUCACCUUCAGGUCCAUCACCUUCUGCAGAUAAACCAGACCCUCCUCUCUGUGUGAGAGAGGAACAUGAUGACAGUGGGGAUGUUGGUAAUAAGUUUGCAGGUCUGAAGAGGUGGCUGCCCUCUUUUCCUCCCUCUGGACCUCCGCCUCUGCCUAUCACACUGAGCAUGCGUCGCCCAACAUCAGCAUGCGGUAUGUUCCAGUCUCACAGUGAAGCUCCUCCAUCUGCACCCCUGGACACCGGGCUACACAGUGACAGCACUGUUAAUUAUGUCAACAUCCCUAUUAGCCCCCUGCCAGCUAGAACUAACAGAGAGCUCCUCUACACAGAGCUGGACCUGCAGGAGCCCAGUUCAUCUCCAGUCUCCAGUCCACACAGUGCUGUCAGAGGUAACACUUUGCAGCUCUGCAGACCCAAAGAGGGCUCCAUCGGGUAUGCCCACCUAGACAUCGCUGCCAUGGAAACAGCUCAGAGAGUGGGGGCGGAGCACGUUCAGGGCAGGCAGGACAGACUGACUCAGCUGGAGAGCAGGCGGAGAGGGCCACCGACCUGACUUUGCUACGCCCAACUCGAUGACACUUCAAAACAGUUCUCAAUGCUGAUUCUCUGCAUUUCUUCGAAUAAGCUACAUUGCUCAUCAAUCAUUGUCAUACUCAUAAAUACACACACAGUACUGCCAGUGAACAGAAAUUCCUGCAAAACAAUCCAUUCCACUAAGAAUAAGAAGAAAAUAGGAAAUGCCUGGGAAGUCUCUUGUAUAGCUGCUUAUGGAUGUUUGUCAUUUCUUUGUGUGUGCAGUUUCCUUCAACCCCACUUGUAUACUUAAAUCAGUGUUCCUACAUUUCACUUGUUGACUUUUACCCCCAAAUUUUUUGGGCUGCAUGGCACUUAUGUCUGCUGAGACAAAUGUCAGAGGGGAAACUGGUUAUAACUGCCUUUAAAAUUCACUUGAAUGUUGGUAGAAAAUGGCCUUAAUCUGAAACCAAAACCUGAUGUUUACCACUGAUAUUCUAGAUAGCAGACACAGAUAUACAGCGAUGUAUUGUGAUGUCACAUUGUAAUUUGUUAAGCUUGAAUUUAUUUCAUAUUCUGGCUAGAUUAACUUUUUUCCUGAUUGGAGCACUGUUUGGGUGUGAGUCUGUUUGUUGUUACCACUCUAACCAAGAGGUCACCAACUGCCAUGGUAUAAAUUCAUAUUAUUUAUCACAGGGUUGGAGCAGAAUAUCAUCACACAAUGAGAUCAAGCCUCCCUCAUCACACUGACACUCUACAAUCGACCGUUAAGAGUCCCAGCUUGCUUGGCUAUCAUUCCACAUCAGAGCUUGAAAGCGUUCGAUUGAAAUAAGCAGCUUAGAGUUAUAUCUCAGGUGCAAAUUACAUUAAUCCAGGCCCAUGUGGCCAAAGCAGGACAUGACUGAGUAAUCAGCCAGCCAGUAACAUUCAUCACUGUAAUCAAUGUCUCUGCUUCUGGUCUGUGAGAGGGCAGGAGUUGAUGAAUGGAAGAGCACAGUGUGUGUUCCAAUUUCUCACCUCCCUCUUGAUAUCAUCGGGACAAAUUGUCCAAUAUCUGACACUAAUUUAUUUUUAUGGUGGUGUUUCCCCACUAGUGUGUCUGAGGAGGAGACGAGGAGAAACAACAAGAGGGGGGGGGGGGGUCAGAAAAAGUUAGUUCUUUACCAAGAAUAGCCUGUUAAUGUCUCUGCAGGAGCUGCUUUCUUCUACAGGAUGUGUAAAUAGUAUUUGCUUUUAUUUAUGCCAAGACAAUAUGAAUAAUAUUAAACUAUAUUUUUCAAAUAUUACUGUUUGUAUGUUGUUGGCACCUGUAUCUUACUGAACAUUAAAGAUUGCUGUUACAUU